UAUACGUCAGUCGGGGUAGUGGUGCAGAAAGCAAGUGGAGACACAACCCGGCCACUCCCUUUUUUCAACACAUCAACCCUGUCUUUUGAGCGAGGUUAUCCAUUUUCUUCUCGAGAAGUUCAUAUACUUUUCGAGGAUCGAAAAGGGGACAUUUGGGGAUCCCUCUCUUCUGAAACUCUUCACCCCUUCUGACUUUUUAUAUUACUGGUUUUCUUUCGAAGAAAACGAUCUUUAAAAUGGGGAGGACAGUUUUGUCACUCGUCGCCGUAUUCGUUGUCGUCGGCAGCCUGGUCCAGGCUCAAGAUUCAACGGCACCGGAGAUCUUCAACUGCCCGACCGGUAUCUCCACCAGGGUCGACAACCUUGGGGACACCGGGGUUGUUACCUGGACCCAGCCGACAGCAACUGACAACAGCGGUCAAACCGUCACCACCACCCAGUCGCACAACCCCGGUUCUGCUUUCCCGGUGGGCUUCACGGCUGUAACCUACGUCUUCCGUGACACGUCGAACAACGCGGCGGUCUGCAGCUUCGUUAUCAGCGUCGGAUUGAAUGGAGACGACAACCCUCCAGUCAUCAGCAACUGCCCAACGGACUUCACUAUCUUCGUGGCAACCAGCAACACUCUGGGGACACCAACCUGGACAGCUCCCUCUGCCAGCGAUGAAACUGGACAGACCCAGUUCACAUCGGACCUGUCACCCCUGACCAGUCUUCCGGUAGGAACAUACCCUGUCACGUACACCUUUGAAGAUCCCUCUAGCAACGAGGCAUUCUGCAACUUUGAGGUGACAAUUGCAGUUGGAACACCAGACACGACCAGCCCUUUCCUUAUCACCUGCCCGCAAGACAUAGCGGUUGCCAACAAUGGCCAGAACUUUGUCCUGGUGACCUGGGAUGCACCAACCGCAUUUGAUGAUUCUGGUGUGAUCAACCAGCUCUCCGGUCCAGCAACGACCUCCCAGUUCUAUCAGGCUGGUACCACCAACACCAUCAGCUACACCUUAUACGAUCCGUCAGGCAACAGUGUGACAUGCUCAUUUUCUGUUACUGUUGCGGCUGUUGGUGACAACACAGCUCCUGCCAUCUUCAAUUGCCCUGCAAAUAUCAAUGUUGUGUUGAGUUUUGGGGAAACCAGCACUGCUGUCACCUGGACCGAGCCCACUGCCACCGACGACUCUGGCUCUGUCUCCAUCCUCAGGAGUCAUGUCCCCGGCCAGUCAUUUUCGUCGGGACUCACCACCGUCACAUACACUUUCACUGACAACUCUGGAAACUUUGACACCUGCAGUUUCGAUGUCAACGUUUUCUCCACCGGUGACGGCACUGACCCUGUCAUCAGUGGGUGUCCAGAUAACAUCAAUGUAGCUAUCCCGACUGGUUCUACCGGAGUCUCUGUCUCAUGGACUGAGCCCACAGCUACAGAUAACUCUGGCGUGGUUCCAUCCUCUACCUCUACUAGGUCUCCUGGAGAUACUUUCAACAUCGGAACAACCCAAGUUUCCUACACAUUUACUGAUGGAUCAGGAAACGACGCUUUCUGUAUAUUUACUGUCACUGUAGCUGUCGCUGCUGACAACAUAGACCCAGUAAUUGCCAACUGCCCUGCAAGCUUUACUGUCGAUGCCGGCAGUAAUAGCCAUAUAUUUGUUACCUGGAAUACACCAACUGCUACUGAUGAUUCUGGGGCAGUCACGCAAGUCUCUGGACCAUCAUCAAACAGUGCCUUUUAUCCAGCUGGAAGCACCAAUGACGUCACUUACGUAUUUCAGGAUGCCUCGGGGAAUGAGGCACAAUGUAGCUUUACAGUGUCCGUUUUGGCCGACGACAUUACUGACCCUGUCAUCACUGGGUGUCCAGAUAACAUCAAUGUAGCUAUCCCAUUUGGUUCUACCGGAGUGUCUGUCACAUGGACUGAGCCAACAGCUACAGAUAACUCUGGCGCAGUUCCGACAUCUAGCGCUGACAGGUCUCCUGGAGAUACUUUUAGUGUUGGCACAACCCAAGUUACCUACACAUUUACUGAUGCGUCGGGAAACGAUGCGUUCUGUAUAUUUUCUGUCACUGUUUCAGCCACUGUGGACAAUACCGACCCUGUCAUCACUGGAUGUCCAGAUAACAUCAAUGUUGUUAUCCCAUUUGGUUCUACCGGAGUAGCUGUUACAUGGACUGAGCCCACAGCUACAGAUAACUCUGGCGCAGUUCCGUUUUCUAGCUCUAACAUAUCUCCUGGAGAUACUUUCAACAUCGGAACAUCCCAAGUUGUCUACACAUUCACCGAUGGAUCAGGAAACGAUGCCCAAUGCUCAUUCUUUGUGACUGUUUCUGCCACCGGUGACGGCACGGACCCUGUCAUCACUGGGUGUCCAGAUAACAUCAAUGUAGUUAUCCCAUUUGGUUCUACCGGAGUAGCUGUAACAUGGACUGAGCCCACAGCUACAGAUAACUCUGGCGCAGUUCCGUUUUCUAGCUCUAACAUAUCUCCUGGAGAUACUUUCAACAUCGGAACAUCCCAAGUUGUCUACACAUUCACCGAUGGAUCAGGAAACGAUGCCCAAUGCUCAUUCUUUGUGACUGUUUCUGCCACUGGUGACGGCACGGACCCUGUCAUCACUGGGUGUCCAGAUAACAUCAAUGUAGUUAUCCCAUUUGGUUCUACCGGAGUAGCUGUAACAUGGACUGAGCCUACAGCUACAGAUAACUCUGGCGCAGUUCCGUCCUCUAGCUCUAACUUAUCUCCUGGAGAUACUUUCAACAUCGGAACAUCCCAAGUUGUCUACACAUUCACUGAUGGAGCAGGAAACGAUGUGCAAUGCUCAUUCUUUGUGACUGUUUCUGCCACCAGUGACGGCACGGACCCUGUAAUCACUGGGUGUCCAGAUAACAUCAAUGUAGUUAUCCCAUUUGGUUCUACCGGAGUAGCUGUAACAUGGACUGAGCCUACAGCUACAGAUAACUCUGGCGCAGUUCCGUCCUCUAGCUCUAACUUAUCUCCUGGAGAUACUUUCAACGUCGGAACAUCCCAAGUUGUCUACACAUUCACUGAUGGAUCAGGAAACGAUGCCCAAUGCCCAUUCUUUGUGACUGUUUCUGCCACCGGUGACAAUACUGACCCUGUCAUCACUGGAUGUCCAGAUAACAUCAAUGUAGUUAUCCCAUUUGGUUCUACCGGAGUAGCUGUAACAUGGACUGAGCCCACAGCUACAGAUAACUCUGGCGCAGUUCCGUCCUCUAGCUCUAACUUAUCUCCUGGAGAUACUUUCAACGUCGGAACAUCCCAAGUUGUCUACACAUUCACUGAUGGAUCAGGAAACGAUGCCCAAUGCCCAUUCUUUGUGACUGUUUCUGCUACUGGUGACAACACUGACCCUGUCAUCACUGGAUGUCCAGAUAACAUCAAUGUAGCUAUCCCAUUUGGUUCUACCGGAGUGUCUGUCACAUGGACUGAGCCCACAGCUACAGAUAACUCUGGCGCAGUUCCGACAUCUAGCUCUAAUAGGUCUCCUGGAGAUACUUUCAUCGUCGGAACAUCCCAAGUUGUCUACACAUUCACUGAUGGGGCAGGAAAUGAUGCCCAAUGCCCAUUCUUUGUGACUGUUUCUGCUGCUGGGGACAACAUAGAUCCCGUCAUUUUCGACUGCCCUGCAAGUUUUAGUGUCGAUGCCGGCAACAAUGAUUUCGUCUUUGUCUUCUGGAAUUCCCCGACUGCCACUGAUGAUUCUGGGACAGUCACGCAAGUUGCUGGACCAUCCUCCAACAACGGCUUCUAUCAGGCCGGUACGGUCAACGAAGUCACCUAUGUGUUUGAGGAUGGUGCUGGUAACCAGGCAACGUGUACUUUCACAGUCGCUGUAACAGCCACUGUUGACAACACAGACCCAGUGAUCAGUGGUUGUCCGAGCGACAUCACUGUCCAGACGACUUUGGAUGGCACUGCAGUGGCAGUCACCUGGAACGAGCCUACUGCAACGGAUGACAGUGGCCCAGUUCAAGUAGUUCAGUCUGCUAAUCCUGGAGACACGUUCAAUCCUGGUACAACCGUUGUCACAUACACUUUCACUGACGCCGCCGGAAACGAUGCCUUCUGUAUAUUUGAGGUAUCUGUUGAAACCACUAUUGAUGUCACUUCACCUGUCAUUAAUGACUGCCCCACUGAUAUAACCGUUCAAACAACAUUGGGUGGCGCUGCGGUAGCACUAACAUGGACCGAACCAACUGCUACGGAUAAUUCUGGAUCAGUGUCGUCAACGUCAUCUUCCAGUCCUGGCGAUUCGUUCCCUGUUGGAACAACUCUUGUUGUUUAUACAUUUAGCGAUGAUUCUGGAAAUACAGCUGUGUGUUCUUUCACUGUAACGGUUGAGGCCACCGUUGAUGUCACUGCACCUAUUAUUAAUGACUGUCCCACUGAUAUUACCGUUCAAACAACAUUGGGUGGCUCUGCGGUAGCACUAACAUGGACCGAACCAACAGCUACGGAUAAUUCUGGAUCAGUGUCGUCAACGUCAUCUUCCAGUCCUGGCGAUUCGUUCCCUGUUGGAACAACUCUUGUUGUUUAUACAUUUAGCGAUGAUUCUGGAAAUACAGCUGUGUGUUCUUUCACUGUAACGGUUGAGGCCACCGUUGAUGUCACUGCACCUAUUAUUAAUGACUGCCCCACUGAUAUAACUGUUCAAACAACAUUGGGUGGCACUGCGGUAGCACUAACAUGGACCGAGCCAACAGCUACGGAUAAUUCUGGAUCAGUGUCGUCAACGUCAUCUUCAAGUCCUGGCGAUUCGUUCCCUGUUGGAACAACUCUUGUUGUUUAUACCUUUAGCGAUGAUUCUGGCAAUACAGCUGUGUGUUCUUUUACUGUAACGGUUGAGGCCACCGUUGAUGUCAAUGCACCUAUUAUUAAUGACUGCCCAACUGAUAUAACCGUUCAAACAACAUUGGGUGGCGCUGCGGUAGCACUAACAUGGACCGAGCCAACAGCUACGGAUGAUUCUGGAUCAGUGUCGUCAACGUCAUCCUCAAGUCCUGGCGAUUCGUUCCCUGUCGGAACAACUCUUGUUGUUUAUACCUUUAGCGAUGAUUCUGGCAAUACAGCUUUGUGUUCUUUCACUGUUACGGUUGAGGCCACCGUUGAUGUCACUGCACCUAUUAUUAAUGACUGCCCAACUGAUAUAACCGUUCAAACAACAUUGGGUGGCACUGCGGUAGCACUAACAUGGACCGAGCCAACCGCUACGGAUGAUUCUGGAUCAGUGUCGUCAACGUCAUCUUCAAGUCCUGGCGAUUCGUUCCCUGUCGGAACAACUCUGAUUGUUUAUACCUUUAGCGAUGAUUCUGCCAAUUCUGCUGUGUGUUCUUUCACUGUUACGGUUGAGGCCACCAUUGAUGUCACUGCACCUGUAAUUAACAACUGUCCUGAAGACAUAACUAUCCAGACAGCACUAGGUGAUACCGCAGUUGCAGUAACUUGGACUGAACCAACAGCUGUUGAUGAUUCUGGAGCAGUCACAUCAUCAUCGUCGUCCAUUCCAGGGGAUUCUUUCCCUGUCGGAACAACUAUUGUGGUUUAUACAUUUAGCGAUGAUUCUGCCAAUUCAGCUUUGUGUUCAUUUAGUAUCACAGUUGAGGCUACCAUAGACAACACACCUCCCGUGAUCAGUGGGUGCCCUUCCAGUAUCACCGUCAACAGUGUGUCCGACAACAACCAGGUGUCUGUCACGUGGUUGGAGCCAACAGCCACCGACAACUCGGGACAGAUUCCAACCGCAGUGAGCUCUAGGAGUCCUGGAGACAUGUUCCCCAUUGGAUCCACCGUGGUCGGUUACACUUUCGUUGACGGCAAUAACAAUCCUGCCAGCUGUACCUUUACCGUCACCGUCAUUGACAACAACGGACCCGUCAUCAGUGACUGUCCAAUUGACAUCUCGGUCACUGUUCCAUUUGGCACUACCGGUGUCUCCGUCACCUGGAAUCCUCCCUCAGCAGUCGAUAACUCUGGUGGAAAUGUGAUUGUGACUUCAACCGACAACCCCGGCGAUACCUUCCCAUUGGGCCUAACACAAGUCACCUACACCUUCUCCGAUGCCCAGAACAACCCUGCUCAGUGUAGCUUCAACGUUAUCGUUCUUGCUCAGAAUGACAACAUUGAUCCAGUCAUUUCCGGCUGUCCCGGUAACAUCAUUGUGGACAGUGAAAGCGAUACAAACGGUGUUGCUGUUACAUGGACAGAGCCUUUGGCGUUCGACAACUCCGGAAAUACCCCAGCAGUAACCCGAACGAUUGGCCCUGGUUCUAUCUUCCUGAUCGGCGAGACUACCGUCAUGUAUACCUUUACCGAUGAUGCAGGAAAUAUGGCCAUCUGUACUUUUAAUGUCAGAGUUAAUGAUGCCACCUCACCUUCCAUCGUCAACUGCCCCUCCGAUGUCGCCCUCUCGGUGCCUUUUGGAACCACAAGUGCCGUUGUCACAUGGACAGUGCCCACAGCCACCGACAACUCUGGCGGUGCUGUCACAUCGACCAGCACAUCAUCUCCCGGUGAUGUCUUCAUAGUUGGCUUCACCCGGAUCAUCUAUACCUUCACAGAUGCCCAGAACAACCCUGCCGUGUGCUCCUUCAAUAUCAUCAUCACAGUGCUUGGAGAUACCGUUGACCCCGUUAUCGUUGACUGCCCGCCAAACCUUGAAGUCACCGCGGACAGCUCCCGCAAUGGUGCUUCUGUGACAUGGACAGCACCAUCGGCUACCGAUAACUCUGGAUCAGUCAAUGUUGUGUUCUCAGCUUCUCCUAAUGAUUUCUUCCUCAUUGGAGAAACCACUGUGACAUACACCUUUACAGAUCCAACUGGCAAUGAUGCCAUCUGCUCCUUCAAUGUUCUUGUGUCUGACAAUACCGAUCCCAUGAUCCAGAACUGUCCUAAUGACAUUUCCCUCACGGUGCCAUUCGGACAGACCUCUGCCGUGGUAACCUGGACGGUUCCCUCGGCUACCGAUAACUCUGGCUUUGUUUCGCUGACAUCCAACAAUGCCAAUCCCGGAGACUCCUUCACAGUUGGUGGUAACACUCAGAUCGUGUAUAUCUUCACUGAUGAUUUCACCAACGAUGCCAUUUGUACUUUCAAUAUCUUUGUUGUGGCUCUUGGUGACACCAGCAUCCCAACGAUCUCAGAUUGCCCAUCCACCAUUGCUGUCCAGGCAAGCGAAAACCUACCCGGGGCCAGCGUCGACUGGACAGUCCCGACUGCUGUUGACAACGAUGGCAACAAUCCACAGGUUUUCGUCAGCAAUGCUCCAGGCUUCUUCUCCAUUGGAACCACAACGGUGACUUACACCUUUAGGGAUACUGCUGGCAACGAGGCAUUCUGUAUCUUUGAUGUCGUCGUUAUCGAUAACACCGACCCUGUUGUGACUAACUGCCCAACCAAUAUCAAUCUGGACGUGCCUUUUGGUACCACCUCUACUGCGAUCACAUGGCAGGUCCCUCAGGCUAACGACAACUCUGGUAGCGUACAAACCAGCAACAACGCCAACCCUGGGGAUCUCUUCACCGCUGGCAUUGCCACGCAGGUCUCGUACACCUUCACAGAUGCUUCCAACAACUUCCAAGUCUGUAACUUCCUGGUGACCAUCGACAUCGGACCGGACAUGACUGAUCCAGUCAUCACUGGGUGCCCACAAAACAUUGCUGAAGUACUACCAGACGAUGCUCCUGCAGUUGUUGUUGAAUGGACCGUCCCCACCGCCACAGACAACUCUGGCAAUGUACCAUUAUUGGUCUCUACUGCCAAUAGUGGUGACGUCUUUACGAUUGGAACUACCACGGUUACGUACACCUUCAGAGAUCUGGCAAGCAAUGAGGCCAUUUGCUCAUUCACCGUUACAAUUUUCGACCAAACAUCUCCUACAUUCCUCUUCUGUCCUGACGACAUCACCUUGGUGGUUUCUCUUGGAACUCCAACUGCUGUUACUACCUGGACGACACCCGUUGCCCAGGACAACUCGGGUACUGUCAAUCUCAUCAGCCAGAGUGCUACUGCAGGAGAUGAAUUCCAGGCAGGUACCGUUACCACAGUAACAUACCUUUACCAGGAUGAAAGCGGCAACCCAAGUACUUGUUCCUUUGAUGUCACAGUCAACACACUGGAUGACCUGAGACCAGAAAUCAUCAGCUGUCCAAUCAAUAUCGCUGUUGAGGUCGAGAUUGGCGUCGGUGGUACCGCUGUCACCUGGGCUAUCCCAACAGCUACGGACAACUCUGGUGUGGCCCCAACCGUAGUGAACAACUUCAACCCUGGAGACUUCUUCGAUGUUGGAUCAACUGUCGUCAUCUACACCUUCACCGAUGGCGGUGGAAAUGACGCUCAGUGCGCCUUCAAUGUUGCUGUCUCUGGUGUGGACACCACUCCUCCCCUCAUCCAGUUCUGCCCAGGCGAUAUCUCAGUAACAACUGACGUCACCACUACCGGUGCUGUGGUUGAUUGGGAUCGACCAAUUGUUGCCGAUGCUUCUGGUCAACCAAUCAGCAUCGUCGUUUCAAAGGCUCCUAGUACCUUCUUCGAUGUAGGAACAACCGAGGUCACAUACGACUUUGUGGAUUCCUCCGGAAACAGUAUUUCCUGCACUUUUGAUGUAACCGUUGUUGCAAUUGACGAGGACGGUCCUGUCAUCACUGGUUGCCCUGGCAACAUCCUCCGCACUGUCCUGGAUGACACCACCGGUGGCAUCAUCACCUGGGCCGUGCCCGUUGUGGCCGACAACUCUGGUGAAGAGGUUCAGCUUUUGAGCAAUCCUGCUACUCCAGGAAGCUUCUUCCCUGUGGGAACGACCUCCGUCUCCUACGUGUACGCCGAUGGCGCAGGAAACAUCGAGGAGUGCGAUUUCGACAUCAUAAUUGACCAAGAUUCUCCAUGCAACGUGAGUCCCUGUGAGAACGGUGGUGUGUGUCUUGCACAGAGUUUGACUGACUACGUCUGUGUCUGCGCAGGAUGCUUCACUGGAGUCAACUGUCAGAUUGAACUUGAUCCUUGCGCCGGUAACACGUGUGCCAAUGGCGGCCAGUGUGUCCAAUACGACAACUCCUGCACACGCUACUACUGUGAAUGCCCGUCAUGCUACUAUGGAGACUUCUGUGAAAACCGUGUCGAUGCCUGUGCAUGCAACAAGUGUGAAAACGGAGGAGUUUGCUUGCCUAUCUCGGGUGGCACCUGCACAGACUACAACUGCCUCUGCACUGGAUGCUUUGUCGGACAGUUCUGUGAAAACGAGUACAACCCAUGCGAAAAUGUACCAUGCCAGAACGGUGGAAUCUGCAGUAACAUUGCUGACUCGUGCUCUGCCUAUGGCUGUGAGUGCCAGGGUUGCUUCACAGGAUACAGUUGUGAAAUUGCUAUCGCUGAUCCAUGUGAUGCUGAUCCCUGUGCUAAUGGAGGAGUGUGCUCUCGCGUUUCUGGAAGCUGUUAUGCUUAUCAGUGUGCCUGCCAGCCCGGCUUUGCUGGACCUCGCUGCGAUGAUGCUGUUGUAAUUCUGGUUAACCCCUGUAACAACUUCCCCUGCGAGAAUGGUGCGUCCUGCGUCUGUGACAACGCACAGAACUAUGUCUGUCUCUGCCCACAAGGCUUCAAUGGAAUUCACUGUGAAGUUGGACUAAUAACAUCCCAGGAUGCCUGCUCCAACAACCCAUGUCUGAACAAUGGCAAUUGCGUCAACAGCUACCACAGUGGCACCGAGGUGUUGGGAGUGUACAGCCCACAGUACACGUGUGUCUGCGUAGACGGAUUCACAGGAACCAACUGUGCAUUGACUGCAGCCAUCAACCCAAAUCUUGAAGUGUGUGACGAUAACAAAUGUGACAACGGUGGCGUCUGUCACAAUACCUUCUACAGCUAUGACCAGAGUGUGUCGUACUUCUGUGACUGCCCAAUAGGUUUCUUCGGAGAAUGCUGCGAACUUACUGUCCCCAAUCCUUGUUUCAGCAACCCCUGUACUGCCAAUGGUAACUGUGUAGCCUUCAACACCUACUUCGUCUGUUCAUGUCUCAAUGGAUACACUGGAGUCACCUGUGAGGUCCCACCAAACGAUAUCAACCGCCCAGUCCUUGUCUGCCCAGAAGACGUGACCGUGCCCGCAACCACUACCAGUGGUGGUGCCGCUGUGACCUGGAAUCUGCCUACAGUCACCGAUGACUCUGGAAACUGGGGCUUUGUCUCUGUCAAUAGCGAAUCCGGAGCUUACUAUGCCAUUGGCACCGUACUACCCGUCACCUACACCUACAUCGAUGGCGCAGGAAACCCUGCCACUUGCACCUUCACAAUCUCCGUUACUGAACUUGACAACAUCGACCCAGAGGUCGUGGCUUGUCCAGAUGACAUUGAAAUCACCCUGCCACCUGGUGGACUCGGCACCGUGGUGUCCUGGUUGGCACCCCUUGCCACCGACAACUUUGCCGUUGUCAACACUGACAACAACUUCAGUCCAGGAAAUAACUUUGAUCUUGGUUCCACCUUGGUCUCGUACACCUUCACCGAUGCUGCUGGCAACUUUGAAGUGUGUUCAUUCACUGUUAGUAUCGAAGCCGAACCGGACGUUAGCGCACCUCUGAUCACGAACUGUCCUGGAGAUCUCGACAUCGAGGUUGGACCUAAUACCGUGUCAUCUGUUGCAACAUGGAUCGAACCCUCCGCCACCGACAACGUUGGUGUCAUCACAACCUCCAAUAACUUUAGCCCUGGCGCGACUUUCAAUAUCGGCACCACUGUGGUUACUUAUAUCUUUGCUGAUGCAGCUGGAAAUCCAGCUUCAUGUAGCUUUGAUGUGACCGUCAUUGUUGGGGAAGAUCAGAUUGCCCCCAUUGUCCAGAACUGUCCCGGAAACAUUGCCAUCUUUGUCGGUGUGAGCAUCACCGAGACUGCCGUAACCUGGAUCGAACCAUCCGCAGUAGAUAACUCAAUUGGAGCCAUCUCGGUCGUAAAGAACUAUUCACCAGGAGAUACCUUCCCACUCGGAGCCACUCUUGUCUCCUACAGGUUUACCGACUUGGCAGGCAACUUCGCCGAUUGCGAGUUCUUUGUCGGCCUUCAAGUCGCUGUCGACGAUGUUGACCCUGUCAUCUCCAACUGCCCCAACGAUGUCGUUCUGAGCGUCGCCCAAGGCGUCACCAUGGUUACCGCAUCCUGGGUGCCGCCCACAGCUGUGGAUAACUCUGGAAGCUUCAGCACCGUUAGCCUCUAUGUCCCAGGGAAUGUCUUCGACCUUGGCUCUACUGCCGUGACCUAUACCUUCACCGAUCCCUCAGGCAACUUUGCCGUGUGCGCCUUCAAUGUCAUCGUUACUCUUGCUGCUGAUGUUGUACCUCCUGAGAUCUCAAACUGCCCCGGGGCCAUCAGUGUAGAGGUCAGUACAAGCCUGUCCACUGCUUCCGUCUCUUGGGAUGAGCCUACCGCUGUGGAUGCAUCCGGUAUCGUGCUGACCAACCAGAACUUCAACCCUGGACACCUCUUCGCGGUGGGUACCACUGCCGUCACCUAUACCUUCACUGACCAGGCCGGCAAUCCCGCUAUCUGUUCCUUCGUGGUUACAGUCACAGCCAUCGACGACAUUGCACCUGUCAUCAUCAGUUGCCCCAACACCAUCACCUAUGAGGCACCCCUGGGUGCUACCAGUGCACCCGUCACCUGGAACCCUCCAAGCGUUUCAGAGGAAGGUAUCACGACCACCCAGACUUCUACGCCAGGCUCCAACUUCGCUCUGGGUACCACUCAGGUCACCUACACCUUCACUGAUCUCCUCGGCAACAUGGCUACCUGUUCCUUCACAGUGGUCAUUAUAACUACUAUGGACAAUACACGUCCCGUCAUCGUAACCUGCCCUGAUGAUGUCAGCGUCCGUGUCGACGUCGGAGUCACCAGGGGUACAGCCACUUGGACAGUACCUACUGCCACUGACGAUUCUGGCACUGUCAAUGUUGCCAGCAACUAUAAUCCAGGCGAUUUCUUCGAUAUUGGUACCACUUUGGUUGCAUACACACUCAGUGAUGACGAGGGCAACUCUAUCAAUUGCGACUUCUUUGUCAUUGUAACCGCUGCAACUGACGACAUUAUCCCUGAGGUCUCCGACUGUCCGGAUGAUGUGGUCAUCUUCGUUCCCCAGGGUACAACCAGGGCCAAUGUGUACUGGAUCGAACCUACUGCCAUGGACAACUUUGGUGACAUCACCGUCAGUCAGUCCGCCAGUCCCGGAAGCCUCUUUGCUUUAGGUCCGAGUAGCGUGACCUACACCUUCAGAGACGGGGCCAACAACGUCGCCUUCUGUAUUUUCGACGUCUUUGUUCGAGUGGCACUACCCGAUGAGAGUUCGCCAGUUCUUAUCUCAUGCCCCGAUGACAUUACCGUCGCAACCUCGGACGGUAAUACGGCUGUUCCUGCCUCGUGGCUUGUCCCUCAAGCUGUCGAUGACUCUGGUGUCGUCAACGUUGAUAACAACAAUGGCCCCGGUGACCUCUUCAACCUAGGCACCAACACUGUCACGUACACUUUCACUGACAAUGCUGGAAACUUUGUUGUCUGCUCAUUCGAUGUCAACGUAAUCCUUGGCGUUGUUGAUAGAACGGAUCCGAUCAUCAAUGGCUGUCCAUUAAACAUUGAAAUCGUGACCCCUGUGGGUGAGCCAGAGGUGGUAGUAACCUGGAAUGAACCCAGCGGCUUUGACAACUCUGGCAGAGUCACCGUCACUCAAAGUGCAUCCCCGGGAGACAUCUUUGGAGAGGGCGUCACUCAGGUUGUCUACCAGUUCAGCGAUGCCAGUGGAAAUGAUGCCUUCUGUAUCUUCACUGUCACCGUUAUCCUGGACAUCCAAGUUGAUUUUGAGGGUCCUGCCAUCAGCAACUGCCCCGACGAUCUGGUCCUGAACGUUCCUUCUGGAAUUGCUACCGUGUCAGCAUCUUGGCAAGAACCAACAGCUUCUGAUGUAUCUCUCCCUAUCACGCUGGCCCAGUCUGCCAGUCCAGGUGAUGAGUUUGUAGUCGGUCAGAACACCUUGGUCACCUAUACCUUCUCAGAUGCUUUCAACAACCCGUCCAUAUGUGCUUUUAGCGUCAUUGUUUUAGUCACAAACGUAGACAACACCGAUCCAGUCAUCUCCAACUGUCCUGCUGACAUCAACCUGUCUGUUCCAGCCGGCCUCAACAAUGUGGCCCUCACCUGGACUGAGCCGACUGCUGUAGAUGACACCAGUGCUGUCAACGUCGCCCAGACUGCCGCUCCCGGAGAUGCCUUCCUCGCCGGGCAGACCACCAUCGUCACCUACACCUUCACUGACGCUUCAGGAAACUUUGCCAGAUGCAGUUUCCAAAUCAUUAUCAGUGUGAUCAACGCAGACAACACCGACCCUGUGGUUAGCAACUGCCCAGAAUCAAUCUUCUUGACCGUUGGCGCCGGCGUGACCGGCGUUCCUGUGGUCUGGACCGAACCAACUGCUGUAGAUGAGACCAGUGCUGUCACUGUCUCCCAGAGUGCAUCACCAGGAGACAACUUCAACAUCGGACCGACCGUUGUCAGCUACACCUUCACUGAUGCAGCUGGAAACGAUGCCUUCUGUUUCUUCACAGUGACCAUCACAGUGAACAACGCAGACAACACCGACCCUGUGGUUAGCAACUGCCCAGAAUCAAUCUUCUUGACCGUUGGCGCCGGCGUGACCGGCGUUCCUGUGGUCUGGACCGAACCAACUGCUGUAGAUGAGACCAGUGCUGUCACUGUCUCCCAGAGUGCAUCACCAGGAGACAACUUCAACAUCGGACCGACCGUUGUCAGCUACACCUUCACUGAUGCAGCUGGAAACGAUGCCUUCUGUUUCUUCACAGUGACCAUCACAGUGAACAACGCAGACAACACCGACCCUGUGGUUAGCAACUGCCCAGAAUCAAUCUUCUUGACCGUUGGCGCCGGCGUGACCGGCGUUCCUGUGGUCUGGACCGAACCAACUGCUGUAGAUGAGACCAGUGCUGUCACUGUCUCCCAGAGUGCAUCACCAGGAAACAACUUCAACAUCGGACCGACCGUUGUCAGCUACACUUUCACGGAUGCAGCUGGAAACGAUGCCUUCUGUAUCUUCACAGUGACCAUCACAGCCGCUUCAGAUAACACCCCGCCGAUGAUAAGCGGGUGUCCAGGGGACAUCAUUGCCACGGCUGGCAUCUCCUCCAACACUGUGGUCACUUGGGAAGAGCCCAUUGCAUUUGAUGACUCUGGCUCAGUAAGCGUCACAAGGAACCUGGCCCCCGGAUCAUCUUUUCCCGUUGGCACAACAGAAGUUAUUUACACCUUCACAGAUGAAUCGGGCAACACAAACUUCUGUGCUUUUGAUGUCACUGUUAUUGCGAACGUUGACAACACCGACCCUGUGGUUAUCAACUGCCCAGGAAGCAUCUCCUUGACCGUCGGUGCCGGCGUGACCAACGUUCCUGUGGUCUGGACCGAACCCACUGCUUUGGAUGAGACCAGUGCUGUCACCGUCUCCCAGAAUGCACAACCAGGAGACAACUUUAACCUUGGAUCGACCGUCGUCAGCUACACGUUCACGGAUGCAGCUGGAAACGAUGCCCCCUGUACCUUCACUAUUACCAUUACAGCCCAAUCAGCUGGAGAUAACACAGCACCCGUGAUCAGUGACUGUCCUAAUGACAUCAUCUUGAAUGUCCCUGUCGGCGUCACCAGCGUUCCCUUGACCUGGAAUGAGCCGACUGCUAUUGAUGAAACCAGCGCGGUGACGGUCACUCGUACUGCAGCUCCUGGAACAUCGUUCACUGCUGGAACCUCAACGGAUGUUAUUUACACCUUUACCGACGCUUCUGGCAAUUUUGAUGACUGCAUCUUCACUGUCACACUGUUUGCUUCCAACAGUGACCUCACUCCUCCUGUCAUCAGUGGAUGCCCCUCGGACAUCACAGCCUUUGUGACUCCAGGAGUCGCCAGCACUGCCGUGUCCUGGACCGCACCCACGGCUGUUGAUGCGGUGUCUACUGUGUCCUUUACCACAACAAAUGCCCCAGGAAGCCAGUUCAACCUUGGAAGUACCCAGGUUAUGUACACCUUCACAGAUGUAGCAGGAAACGAUGCAUUCUGUAUCUUCAAUGUUAACGUUGCAUCUGAUAAUACUCUGCCCACGAUUGCUGGCUGUCCGAGUGAUAUUGUUCAGACCAUUGCCGAGGGCACGUCCAGCGUGCAGGUCACGUGGACCGAGCCGACUGCAAGUGAUGCCGCAGGGGGGCUGGUGAUGGAAGAGUCAACAGCCUCACCAGGAGCCGUCUUCUCUAUCGGGGUCACCCCCGUUACAUAUACCUUCACUGAUAGUUCAGGCAAUUUUGCACAGUGCACAUUUAAUGUCGUUGUUUCAACCAGCAACACUGACAACACUGUUCCUGUCAUCUCUGACUGCCCACUCGACCUCUCCAUCUCCGACAUUGGGCUCGAUGGGUCACAGGUCGCCACUUGGGUGGAACCCACCGCCACUGAUAACUCCGCCGUGACUGUGACCAGGACCAACGCACCUGGGAACAGCUUCCCUCUGGGCACCACUACAGUGACCUACACGUUCACCGAUACCAGCAACAACUUCGCCAUCUGCGAGUUCGAUGUGGUCGUUACAGCGAGCACACCAUGUGACAGCAACCCUUGUCCCGCGGACGAACAAUGCUUCUACAGUGCUGACACGUACCUCUGCUUACCACAAGUUGCUGGAAGGAGGCGAAGGGGAGCUGACGGUAUUUCUAUGGCUGAAGACUGUCCUUGUCUGAACGAUGGCCUGUGCGAGAAGGAUCACAAUGAUAACAACAGAUGCAUCUGCAAACCAGGCUUCUUCGGACCACUCUGCGAAAAUGAAAUUAUGGUCCUCGACCCGUGCCAGCCCAACCCCUGUGGUAGUAAUGGAACAUGCCGACAUACCCCUCGAGGAAGCACCCUCUCCUUUAUCUGUGACUGUGCACCCGAAUACAGCGGCCGAUACUGUGAAAAGAUGGUUAUGAAUUCCUUCACCGAUGAGCAGACGACCAAGGAGCUACAGCAGAUCAUCAAGAACCAGACCUGGAUGUCUUGGGCUUUCCUCACCGGGUGCUUCAUCCUCGUCAUCACCAUCCUCCUCCUCCUUGUUGGCCUCGCCUGCAUCGUCCCUCGCUACAGGUCGUCGAUACGUACUGGCAAGCCGGCACUGGAUGAGAUAACCCUAGUCCAGUAAUUAGUCGGAGAAUAAUGGCAGAUUGGGAUAAAACUGCCAUAGAGUGUGGUCAUUGACUUGCAAAUGUCCAACCUGGAUAAGACUUGCUCUAUUCUGCGGCAAUCGGAGUCGAUAUAUACUUUAUUUUAUGUUAUUCCCAUCCUGUUAAAGAUAUAUAUGUAUACUUAUAUAUUCUUUAAAUGUUUUUGUUUUAUAUAUUUAGAUAGCAAUGCAAGUAUAUUGCAUUGAUUCCUUUGUAGAAUAAGCAGUAUGGUAACUAUUACAUAUUGACAGAUGCCGUGUGGGACAGAAUUUCUUUUAAUGUCUCCAGCACCAACGUAUACAAUACAUUUUGUUCAAACUGUUGCUGGUGUAUAUAAAGGUUAUUAUUUGAUAGACAUCAUUUUUACAAUGAAAUCUGAAAUGUUUCUAUUUGUUUUUCUCACAGACACUUUUAUAAUCAUACUGCUUUAGAAUAGCAGGCCAUGUCUUGUAAUGUCGAGUGAAAUGAAAGGCAAUAGGUAAAGAUGUCGUUUUACUGCAUAGCACAUAUUUAUGAACUUGUUAGCUUCUGGUUAUAAACGCAGCUUCUUAGUUUGUGAAUAUUUUCUGUAUCUUUUAUUUUUGAAUAAUUCUCGUUCUCUGCGUAUCUAAUUAUUUCUGAGCAUCUUACAAAAGAGUGAUUUAAAAAAAUAUAAUGAUUCAUAGAAUCAAAUUCUUAACUUUUACUUAAAGUUUUGUUAUCACAUUUGCAAAGUUUUUUCUUGCAUGAUGUGUUUGUAAUUUUUCUACGGCACAGUGAUUCAUCCUGACAAUAAUAAAAUGAAUUUGAAUGAACCAUAA
Messenger RNA from Strongylocentrotus purpuratus (purple sea urchin), 17036 nucleotides. RefSeq lists its product as uncharacterized. Gene Ontology annotation, molecular function: protein binding; calcium ion binding. The transcript has 71 exons. The record is from RefSeq and is a predicted model, not a curated record. NCBI's taxonomy places the organism in Eukaryota, Metazoa, Echinodermata, Echinoidea, Camarodonta, Strongylocentrotidae. Bases 237 to 16214 code for a protein of 5325 amino acids.